UGAUAAAACCGCAGAUUAGAUCUUUUCGCACUGCCGUCGCAGUGGUAGUUAAUAGCCAAGUUGUUUUUAAAAUGAUAAAAUGUUCCCUGCGAGUGUUCUUUCCAAGUUCUGCAACUUCGUUGGCUCAUCGUCGCCAGUUUCACCGCACUAUAGCACUUCAGCAUACCGCAGCACGCAGCAUGAAGAUCGCAAUUAUCGGUCAAAGCCUCUUCGGAGCAGAAGUGUACAAAACAUUACGGAAAAAUGGCCAUGAAAUCGUUGGUGUUUUUACCGUGCCUGAUGAUGCACAUGGACGAGCUGAUCCACUCGCUUUAGCUGCCGCUCAGGACGGGACGAAAGUUUUCAAGCAGAAAAGAUGGCGAGAGAAGAAUCAAGUGCUGAAGGAGGUUUUCGACAACUACAAAUCCCUCGGAGCGGAACUGAAUGUCUUGCCAUUCUGCUCGCAGUUCAUUCCUAUGGAUAUUAUUCAGUAUCCCAAGUACCAAAGUAUUAUUUACCAUCCAUCUCUCUUGCCAAAGCAUCGUGGAGCAUCAUCGAUUAACUGGACACUGAUGCAUGGGGAUAAAAAAGCUGGACUGACAGUUUUCUGGGCUGAUGAUGGCUUGGAUACGGGACCGAUACUGCUGCAAAAGGAGUGCGAAGUGCAGGAGAACGAUACGGUGGACACAUUGUAUAAUCGGUUUUUAUUUCCGGAAGGGAUUAAAGCAAUGUACGAAGCGGUGCAGCUGAUUGCGACGAGCGAACACCCACCCAGAGUGGUCCAACCGGAAAAAGGCGCCUCUUACGAACCAAUUGUCAAGAAACAAGACUGUGAAGUGAAUUUUGACAAGACGGCCUGGGAAAUCCACAAUCUUAUCCGCGGUACCGAUAAAGUUCCGGGAGCAUGGACGAAGAUCGAUGGCAAAGUUAUUACGCUAUAUGGAUCCGAAAUGUGGCGCCGAGACGUACCCAAAGGCAAAGAAGUCGGGAUGGACGGGAUAAAAAAAGGCGCUAUUGUGCACGAUGGCGGGCUGCUUUUGUUUGGUUCAGACGGGAAAGCGAUUAAUGUUAAACAACUUGUAUUGGAAGAUGGACGAAUGAUUUCGGCAUCCAAGUACGGCGCAGCAGAUACAUCGAUUUCUUUGACGGAAUUAUCGCCUCAGGAGUUGAACCUCAAACGCAUCAUUUCGGAAAUCUGGGAAUCUAUAUUAAGCCAAAAAAUAACACAGGAUACAAACUUCUUUAAAGCAGGAGGAGGCUCAAUGGAUGUGGUUCGCCUUGUUGAAGAACUUAAGCACACCACGGAUGUAGCGUUGCAAAAUGAUGAUGUUUAUAUGAACCCCACAUUCGACAGUUUUGUCUCGUGUGCGGUACUGAAAUCGCGCGACUCUGGAUCGUCUACUUUCGAAUUCAACCAUGUUAAAAUUCAAGCCAACAAGAUGGAGCUCAUCAUCCCUCACGAGUUGUUCAUAAACAAUCAGUUUGUUCCCUCCGUAUCGGGAAAAACUGACCCGGUUAUUUGUCCAGCGGAUGAAACUACUCUUUGCACAAUCUCAUUUGCAAACAAGGAAGACGUGGAUAUUGCGGUGGGUGCGGCCAAGGAAGCUUUCGAGCAUGGAGAAUGGAGUCGAAUGAACGCCCGGGAUCGCGGUGCACUUAUGUACAGAUUGGCGGAUCUGAUGGAGAAGCACAAGGAUGAACUAGCCACAAUUGAAUCUCUGGAUUCCGGCGCGGUGUAUACGUUAGCACUGAAAACCCACAUUGGCAUGUCGAUAGACACUUUCCGAUAUUUUGCCGGCUGGACCGAUAAGAUUCAGGGAGAUACCAUCCCGCUAAACCAAGCAAGGCCGAACAGGAAUUUAUCCAUCACAAAAAAGGAGCCCAUUGGGGUUUGUGGCAUUAUCACACCAUGGAAUUAUCCUUUAAUGAUGAUUAGCUGGAAGAUGGCUGCCUGUCUUGCUGCUGGAAAUACGGUGGUAUUGAAACCAGCACAGGUUUCUUCACUCACGGCCUUGAAAUUAGCUGAGCUUACUGUACGGGCAGGAUUUCCUCCAGGUGUUAUCAACAUUUUGCCGGGAGAUGGCCGCGUCUGCGGACAAGCCAUUAUUGAUCAUCCUGACAUUCGGAAGAUCGGCUUUACUGGCUCUACCCCGAUUGGCCAACACAUAAUGAAGAGCUGCGCAGAACCUCACUUGAAAAAAGUCUCACUGGAACUCGGUGGAAAGUCUCCAUUAAUUAUCUUCUCGGAUUGCGACUUGGACAAGGCUGUUCGCAAUGGCCUUCAAAGCGUUUUCUUCAAUAAAGGCGAAAACUGUAUUGCUGCGGGACGGCUAUUUAUCGAAGAGGAUAUUUAUGACGAAUUUCUGAAACGUAUUGUGGAUGAAGUAAAAAAGAUAAAGAUUGGGGAUCCAUUGGAUCGAUCUGUGUCGCACGGACCGCAAAACCACAAAGCUCACUUGGAAAAAUUGCUCAGCUACUGCGACCAAGGUGUCAAAGAAGGUGCACGGCUUCUAUAUGGCGGUAAACGAGUAGACAGGAAAGGCUACUUCAUGGAGCCGACAGUUUUUGCCGACGUGGAGGACCACAUGUACAUUGCUCAGGAAGAAUCUUUUGGCCCGGUCAUGGUCGUGUCCAAAUUUAUGAACGGCGAUGUGGAUGGUGUGACCAAACGUGCUAAUGCUACACGGUAUGGUUUGGCUGGAGGUGUAUUCACAAGAGAUGUGAGCAAGGCCUUGCGCAUGGCGGACAAUCUUCACGCUGGAACAGUUUUUGUCAACACUUACAACAAGACAGAUGUAGCCGUGCCGUUUGGAGGAUUCAAAAUGUCCGGAUUCGGAAAGGAUUUAGGUCGCGAAGCCAUUAAUGAAUAUCUGCAGACGAAAGCGAUUACCAUAGAAUACUGAAAAUGGAUUCGGUGGAAAGAUUUUACAGUGUAGAAUUGUGGUGUAUUCCGUUUUUCUGAUUUGUGGACCUUGGUUGUGCUUACCCGGUGCAGAGUUGGAUAGCAGAACGAAGAAUGAUAUGGCACUUUUGCCGGCUUAGAAUUACAGAUUUUUGAAUUAGUUUUCAUUCAGUCUUUUGGCGACACCGGUUUUUAAAAGUGGUGUAAUAUCAGUUUCGUCAGUCUAAUGUUGUUUGGUAGUUUUUAGAUUAGUGAAAUUCUCGGACAUGCAGGGAUUGUUGCAUGUUAUUAAUUUUACGUUUUGUGCGAGAACAGACAUGAACUGGAUUAUUCGUAAAGGUACUCGGUAGUCUG
Paramacrobiotus metropolitanus is the source of this 3235-nucleotide messenger RNA. Its product is annotated as mitochondrial 10-formyltetrahydrofolate dehydrogenase-like. The transcript is spliced from 17 exons. Gene Ontology annotation, molecular function: formyltetrahydrofolate dehydrogenase activity; aldehyde dehydrogenase (NAD+) activity. Lineage: Eukaryota; Metazoa; Tardigrada; Eutardigrada; Parachela; Macrobiotidae. Bases 72 to 2882 code for a protein of 936 amino acids. Gene Ontology annotation, biological process: 10-formyltetrahydrofolate catabolic process; biosynthetic process; one-carbon metabolic process. Gene Ontology annotation, cellular component: cytoplasm. The record is from RefSeq and is a predicted model, not a curated record.